GCACGUGUGAAAAAGAUAUUAACGAAUGUCGAAGUAGUCCGUGUGAACACCAAGGUAGAUGUGUUAAUACACCUGGAUCUUACCAUUGUGAAUGCAAAAGCGGAUGGAUUUCAAAACAUUGCGAUGUUGAUAUCAACGAAUGCGCUGCGGAUCCGUUUCCUUGCCAAAACAGAAACUGCACAAACACACCGGGAUCUUUUGCAUGUAAAUGUAACUCCGGUUGGGAACUGCCAUUCUGUAAUCAAGACAUUGAUGAAUGUAGCAGAGCGCCCCCUGUCUGUUGUAAUGGCGGAAGUUGUAUCAACACGCAGGGUUCGUUUAUGUGUGGUUGCCCCACCGGGUGGACUGGUACUGUUUGUGAAAAAGAUGUGGACGAAUGCAAUGGCAGUCCCUGCAAUAAUGGAACCUGUAACAACACUGGUGGCAGCAACUAUUGUCAGUGUAGGACCGGAUUUGAUGAUCCGUCCUGUACAAGUGAUAUUGAUGAAUGCGCAUCUUCUCCAUGCCAAAAUGGCGGAGUAUGUCGAAACGAAGUUGGAGGAUACAAAUGUAUUUGCAGUCAUACUUUAGGAUACACUGGAUUGCAUUGUGAUGAAGAUAUAGAUGAAUGUACAAACUUUACACCGUGUCUUAAUAAUGGAACGUGUCUCAACCAACAUGGCUCAUUUAGUUGUAAUUGCCCUAGUAUCCAUAAAGGAGACUUUUGUCAGUUCGAAACAGAUUCCUGUGAUUCUAACCCGUGUGUGAACAACGGGACAUGCCGCUUGGUUAAUGGCAGUUUCGCGUGUAGAUGCAGUUCGAGAUAUGAAGGAAAACAUUGUGAGAUAGUUGUGAACGAGUGUGGAGAUAACCCCUGUCAUAACAAUGGUACCUGUGUCAGUGGAUACGACAGUUUUGUGUGUCAGUGUUUGCCAGGAUACACAGGGAGAUACUGCAUCGAGGAUGUAAACGAGUGCACAUCCGUACCUUGUAAGAACAACGGUCUUUGUGUCAACAGAAAAGGAGGAUUUAAUUGUGUUUGUCAAAACGGUUAUAAAGGCCAGACUUGUGAAAAUGGAAUCUGUGAUGAGAAAUCAUGCGAAAACAAUGGAAUUUGUGUUCUAGUUGAAAAUGACCCAGUUUGUGCCUGCUCAGUAGGAUUUCAAGGAGAAAAUUGUACGAAAGAUAUUGACGAAUGCGUAGAUUCUCCUUGCCAUGAAAAUUUUACAUGUGUGAAUACAUUUGGUGGUUUUCAUUGCAUCUGUGGUAAUAUUACCAUGAACUGCAGCAACGAUUCUUGUCUGUCAUCUCCUUGCAUGAAUGGUGGGUUGUGUAUACCAAACAACAAUGACUCUUAUGACUGCAUCUGUUCUCCUUCAUGGAAGGGGAGAAACUGUGAUAUAGUACAAAAUAACUGUGAAAAUGCCACUUGUUAUAACAAUGGAACGUGUGCAAGUCAGCCAUACCCUGGCAAUUUUUCAUGUCUUUGUCCUGAUGGGUAUGAGGGAGACAUGUGUGACAUCGAUGUGGAUGAAUGCGCCUACCUUCCCUGUCAAGAAGGACUCUGUAUAAACACUGUAGGGAGUUUUCAUUGCGACUGUAGCGAUGGAUAUGCUGGACCUAACUGUUCCAAUGUGACUGACAAAUGUUCAUCGAAUCCUUGCAUGAACAAUGGAACCUGCUUCUCUUUACCUGGCAAUACUAGCUGUUCAUGUCCAGAACGAUGGACGGGAUUAUUAUGCGAAGAAGACAUCGACGAAUGCACGUGGGACAUUUGUGGAUCCAAGGGUGUCUGUUUGAAUACCAAUGGUUCCUUUAACUGCAAUUGUUCAUCGGGUGUAGAUGGAGAGUUCUGUGAAAGAGACUUUGAUGAGUGUAGUAUCAACCCUUGCACCAACAAUGGCGUAUGCAUCAAUAUGGCUGGACAGUUCCAUUGUGUAUGUCCUGAAGGGUAUUCCGGGCGUCUUUGCGACACAGACGUUGACGAGUGCUUGCGAAUUCCAUGUGAAAAUAAUGGAAGCUGUAUAAACACAGUUGGUAGCUACAUAUGCGUCUGUGUUCCUGGGUGGAUUGGAGAAAAUUGUCAACAGGAUUUCAAUGAAUGCUUAAAGUAUGGAUGCCUCAACAAUGGCACUUGCAUCAACACACAAGGAUCUUUCCUUUGUCAUUGUAACCAGUUUUUCACUGGAUCUCAUUGCGAAGAAGAUAUCAACGAGUGUAUAACGACGCCCGGUAUUUGUCAAAAUGGCGGAACCUGUGAAAACACGUGUGGCGGAUAUAAGUGUCACUGUAUGCCUGGAAAUCAAGGAACCAACUGUGAUGGAGAUAUUGAUGAAUGCGUAGAAUGGAAGCCGUGUAGAAAUGGUGGAAACUGCACAAAUACAAAAGGUUCUUUCUACUGUAACUGUACAUCAAACUGGACAGGGCUAACCUGUGAUGAAGACGUGAAUGAGUGCAGACCAUAUCCGGGACUCUGUGUUAAUGGUUCCUGCUUUAAUUUUGAUGGAGGGUUUAAUUGCAGUUGUGAUUCUGGGUUUACCGGCGUCUUGUGUGAACUGGAAAUAAACGAAUGCUUGUCUAGUCCUUGCAUGAACAACGGGUCAUGUGUGAAUUCUCCUGGAUCGUUCUACUGUGAAUGUGUUAAUGACUGGGAUGGACCGUUAUGUGGAAUCGAUCUAUGCAAAACAGCCCAAGCACAGAUAGUUUUUGCUGUAGAUUCCUCAUUCAGUACCAUUGGAAAUGUGUUUGAACAACAGUUACAAUUCAUUGUCAAAAUUAUCAAAACAAUAACAUUAUCUAAUGAAAAAUUUGAAAUAGCAGUUAUAUCAUAUGGAACAGAGACGAUUGUCGAUAUUCCCCUGGGAUCAGUAAACAUAAGUACUGCGAUCAUUGACAAGAUCUCAAACAUCUCAUUCAUAAACGGAACAACAGAUAUUGCAAAGGCUUGUCAAAAGGUGAAGGAAAUUUUGCACGCGAAGAAAUAUACAUCGCAGUUUGUCCUUUUUCUUACUGAUGGAAUGCCUAGUAACUUAGCAAUGUCUGUCAAUGCCAUGACCUCUCUACGGUAUCACAUGCACACUUCCAUUCCAUGGAAUGACGUGCUUUUGAUCACAUUUGGUGGCGAUGUACGACAUGAAGGUCUUCGUAGACUAUCUAGUGAUGGAAACGGAAAGAAUGUGUUCAGCCAUCUUAACAUGGACGCUUUGCAUCAUGUGUUUAAGAAGUUAACUAAUGACAAGUGUUCUGCAUGCAGUGAACAAAGAUCUAUCGAUCUUAUUUUGGCUCUCGACACAUCCUCAUCUCAGCACCCAACUACCUUUUCCUCUAGCAUCGCACUAUUCAGUGUGAUAUUACAAAAAUUACAGAUAUUCAAUCUUAGCAAGGACGAACUUCAAAUCGGUGGAGUCCAUAUUUCUUCUGACCCUACACUCAUGAUCAAACUCAACUACACGAACGAUAUCAAUGUAUUUGCUGGAAUGUUCUUAAAUUCCCAACAGGAUUUCAUCUCUACGAAGAAUUCUACUCCUGAUGUUGCAAAAUCUCUCAGUUUUAUUUCGUCUGUAGCUUUAUCUUUAAAUAAUGGAGGCAGAAAAAAUUCUCGGAAGUAUGUCAUCCACACCUACACAGGAUAUGACAGGAAUUCUACAGGUUCCAUCGAAGCAACAGAAAAAUUGACAAAUGAAAAAAUCACUGUCAUUUCUAUUGGUGUUGGCGGAAGAUAUAGUGUCGGAAAUACUCUGCGAACUGCAUCUAGUGCUUACUUUGCAUUUUUAACCGAGUUGUUGGAAGAUGGACGAUGGCACCUCACUGAAACAGACUUUAACUUCAUGCUGAAAUUCGUACAUACAUAUUGCAGUGAUAGAGUAAACGCAUAGUGUGUGGAAUGUUUCAUAUCCUUACCUCAUAUUCUUUGCUUAGCAUGGGGAGACAAUGUAUAUCUGUUGUAUGCUUUAGAUUUAUCGUACUUAUACUCCAAAUGCCCUUUCAAAAGAUGAAAUUCUUCAAAGCCAUG
Ostrea edulis (European flat oyster) is the source of this 3991-nucleotide messenger RNA. RefSeq names its product fibropellin-1-like. The record is from RefSeq and is a predicted model, not a curated record. Gene Ontology annotation, cellular component: protein-containing complex; plasma membrane. Gene Ontology annotation, molecular function: calcium ion binding. NCBI's taxonomy places the organism in Eukaryota, Metazoa, Mollusca, Bivalvia, Ostreida, Ostreidae. Gene Ontology annotation, biological process: heterophilic cell-cell adhesion; establishment or maintenance of epithelial cell apical/basal polarity. The transcript is spliced from 26 exons. The coding region runs from base 321 to 3854 and encodes 1177 amino acids.